AGGCGAUCCCUCGUUCGCUCGCUCUCUCGCUCUCUCUCUGUGGCGUGCGCUCCUUCCAGACGGGGGACACAUCACUGCGCUGAGUUGGACUACACUGGACACUGAGCUGCUGCAGUCUACUCUCUGUCUGAAUCCCCUUUAUCUCCUAAACUACUACCACUAGUAGUUUGCUCUUGAGAUCGGACAGCCGGAAUCUGAACAGUCUGUUUUUGUCACUGUUCUGCCUCUGAAAGCCACAGUGGAUACUGUGGACAUACUGGACACUGAGCUGCAGCAGACCACCUCUCUUUUCUGCACUGCCGGACAGUUUGCCACGCAGUAUCAAACUCAUAGUUUAACUGCUAGCAGUUUGUUCUCUUUCAUCCUGUGCUUCUGGGGGAGGGAGGCAAAGACUUGAGACAGGAUGCUAACUGCUGGUUGACAAGCCGACUCGGAAAGAUCUUCCUCCCUGUUGUCAACUUUUUCGUCUCCUUCAGUGGGUUCCUCAAGCUCGUUUGAGUGCUUAUUUUCCGUCCGAGUCGAGUCUAAGCUGCCCUACGGGGCCAUCAUCAUUGGGUCACCACCAUGCAGGUGUCGUUAGUGUGCUCGGACAACCACCGUGGCGGUGGCGUGACACGCACCACGGAGGAGCGUCUGAACCAACGGAACUCCAACAGCCCCAGUCUGGGCACCAAGAACAAGUUCCGCGCUGUGGCCAUGGUGGCCCGCAGCCUGGGACAGCUGUCCAUCAACAUUCCCUCGUCCAGCGACCAAAGCAUGCGCACUGGCAUGAAGUAUAGAAACCUGGGCAAGUCUGGAUUGAGGGUGUCCUGCCUGGGAUUAGGCACGUGGGUUACCUUCGGAGGACAGAUCACAGAUGAGAUGGCGGAAGAAAUAAUGACAUUGGCCUAUGAGAACGGGAUCAAUCUGUUUGACACAGCGGAGGUCUACGCUGCAGGGAAGGCAGAGGUCGUAUUGGGAAACAUCAUCAAGAAGAAAGGUUGGAGGCGCUCUACUUUGGUCAUCACCACCAAGAUAUUCUGGGGAGGAAAAGCAGAAACAGAAAGAGGGUUGUCCAGAAAACAUAUAAUUGAAGGACUAAGGGCAUCGCUAGACCGACUGCAGCUAGAGUAUGUGGAUGUCGUUUUCGCAAACAGACCAGACCCCAACACACCUAUGGAAGGAGACCCAUUUCACACCUCAAAGUCCAAGACAUUCAUCAUAGAAGAGACGGUGCGGGCAAUGACCCAUGUGAUCAACCAGGGUAUGGCCAUGUACUGGGGAACGUCGCGCUGGAGCUCCAUGGAGAUCAUGGAGGCGUACUCAGUGGCCAGGCAGUUCAACCUGAUACCCCCUAUAUGUGAGCAGGCUGAGUACCACAUGUUCCAGAGGGAGAAGGUGGAGGUGCAGCUUCCCGAGCUCUUCCACAAAAUAGGUGUGGGUGCCAUGACGUGGUCUCCGCUGGCGUGUGGGAUCAUCUCAGGGAAGUACGAUAGUGGGGUACCCCCGUACUCACGGGCCUCACUAAAGGGCUACCAGUGGAUGAAGGACAAGAUCCUGAGUGAGGAGGGGCGCCGUCAGCAGGCGAAGCUGAAAGAGCUGCAGGCCAUUGCCGAGCGACUGGGCUGCACCCUGCCCCAGCUCGCCAUCGCAUGGUGCCUGAGGAAUGAAGGGGUGAGCUCUGUGCUACUGGGGGCCUCCAGCACAGACCAACUGAUGGAGAAUCUAGCAGCAAUACAGGUUCUUCCAAAGUUGUCGUCCUCCAUCGUUCAUGAGAUGGAUAGUAUCCUAGGCAACAAGCCCUAUAGUAAAAAGGACUACAGAUCCUAGAGGCUGCCUGAGGAACAUUGUUGGGCGGAUGUCAGCAUCUUCCUUCUUCCUCGUCUGCGACCAGCUUCAGUUGAACAAGACACCAGGCACCAUGGGAAAUAUAUAGCCAUUGAACCACUUGGGAAAGUCAAUCAGAGUAUCUAAAUAUAUAUAUAUAUAUCUUUCUCCCAACCCAAAGAUUUUAGAGGAGACUUGGAGACAUUUCCCAUCCGAGGAAUUGUAUUCACCAUUCACAGUCCUUAAAAGCACUUCGUUCAUAAACUAUUUAUUCUAUAACAGAUUCUUGAUUGAAAAGGUUCAGAAUCCAGAACACCUUUGAAAAGGUUUUUGUCUUGUAUAGGUCCCAUAAAAUAAAUUGAUCCAGCACUCCAUUAAAGAUGCACUGUGCAAAAUCACAAAAAUUCAAAUAGUUCGCUUAAUUUCUGUAUAUAUGACAAAACAAGCAAGUGUAGUGCAGAGAAUCACUGUAACAUCUAAACCACUGUGAAAUAUCCACAAUAUUUUCAGCUGUUUGAAGCUAGUGUGCAAAACUGAAAGUAAGACACAA
This is a messenger RNA of Oncorhynchus tshawytscha (Chinook salmon), 2356 nucleotides long. RefSeq names its product voltage-gated potassium channel subunit beta-2-like. Gene Ontology annotation, molecular function: transmembrane transporter binding; voltage-gated potassium channel activity; potassium channel regulator activity. Gene Ontology annotation, cellular component: juxtaparanode region of axon; membrane; cytoplasm. The coding region runs from base 565 to 1809 and encodes 414 amino acids. The record is from RefSeq and is a predicted model, not a curated record. Gene Ontology annotation, biological process: transmembrane transport; regulation of action potential; potassium ion transport. The transcript is spliced from 15 exons. Lineage: Eukaryota; Metazoa; Chordata; Actinopteri; Salmoniformes; Salmonidae.